Molecule: messenger RNA, 782 nt
Organism: Aegilops tauschii subsp. strangulata
Lineage: Eukaryota; Viridiplantae; Streptophyta; Magnoliopsida; Poales; Poaceae
Source: RefSeq, a predicted model, not a curated record
UUGAUCCGCCCAUGCAAACCACCCCGCCUUUUCCCCGAGCGAGCGAGCUAGAGGACGGCAUGUGCGGACGAGCGCACGUCAGGAGCGUGUGGAAAGGCAUGGCGCGCGGGUGGUGACCGCGUGCGUCGGUUUGGGAUCCCGUGCGCCCGGUCCUACAAUCACCACAGCGAAGGAACCAGAGGGUGAGCCCAGCUGCAACCGUGGGGAGGAGAGGUCAAUCAGCGAGUCCUGUAGCAGGCAGCUAAGGGGCAUGGCGGACUGGGCGCCGGUGUUCAUCGGGCUGGUGCUCUUCAUCCUCCUCUCGCCGGGGCUGCUCUUCCAGAUCCCCGGCAAGGGCAGGAUGGUGGAGUUCGGCAACUUCCAGACCAGCGGCAUCUCCAUCCUCGUCCACGCCGUCAUCUACUUCGCCCUCAUCGCCAUCCUCAUCCUCGCCGUCAACGUCCACGUCUUCCUCGGCUGACCACAGGACGCCGCUAGCUGCUUCCUCCUCAUCGCUCAGCAGUUAGGUGUCGUGGUCGUGGAGGAUCGAGAGGAAUACCCAGUCACUGCCGCGUUCAUCUUCAGGCUUCCUGAUGGUUCAGCUUCUAGGAGGCACAGUAUGAUGUUCAUUGGGCAAUUUAGUUGAUGAUUUGAUAUUUUAUGAGGAAUGUAUAGCUCCAACUCUUAUAUGCGCUGUUUCGUCUUGUGGUAACUGAGAAUCAAUUGCAAACUGAACUAUGUUUAGGAAUCUCAUCUUCAGAGAGAAAGCGUAUAUGAGCGUUCCACAUGAUGAACUUCAAUCA